CACUUUUACGUUUGUUAUGAACUUGAAUUUGGACGAAUAUUUAAAACGAUUUUAAAAAUGUUAACAAUAUUCCGGCGCAUCGCGCUAAUUGAGCCGAAUAUUCGGGUCUGUGCUCAUUUACUGAAUACAAACAUCCCGCAAACCACACAAACCAAUGCAUUUGGUUCAAAAUAUACGCCACAAGCGCUUAAACGAAAGAAGCACAAAGCAAAAGACCUAUCCUCGAAUCCGUUUAUGGAUUUGAAAAGUGUCCGAACAGUAGGCGGAAAGGGAGGUGAUGGUUGUAUAUCAUUGUUGCAAUUAUGGGCCAAUGACAAAGCUGGCUGUGACGGUGGCGAUGCAGGUAAUGGUGGUCAUGUGGUAUUCGAGGCGUCGAAUGAUAUAAAUAACUUGACGCAUGUAAAAACUCUGAUAAAAGCCAACAACGGAGAGGAUGGUCGGAACAAGGAUCGAAGUGGAAAAAGUGCAGAACAUUCAAUUGUCAAGGUACCGGUGGGAACUAUAGUUAGAAAUUCAGACGGAAAAAUUGUCGGCGAUUUAGAUAAAGAAGGUUCUUUAUUUAUUGCUGCCAGAGGUGGUGCUGGUGGCAAGGGAAAUCAUUUUUUCUCUUCGAACAAUGAAAAGUCACCGGAGGUUUGCGAGUAUGGAGCUUAUGGUGAAGAUUUGGCAUAUAUUCUUGAAUUAAAAAGCAUGGCACACUUGGGUCUUAUUGGUUUACCGAAUGCUGGAAAGUCAACGCUAUUGCGAGCGAUAACACGUGCCCGUCCAAAAGUCGCACCGUACGCAUUCACAACGUUACAACCACAUUUGGGAAUCGUUCACUAUGACGACUAUGAACAAGUUUCGAUUGCAGAUUUGCCCGGUUUGAUUCCCGGAUCACAUUUGAAUAGAGGUCUUGGCAUUCAAUUCUUAAAACAUGCGGAACGGUGUUCGGCACUUUUGUUCAUUCUCGAUUUAUCGUGCGAAGAGCCAUGGGAACAUUUUGAACAACUUCGCUUUGAAAUCGGCAUGUUUAGCAAGGAAUUGUUAGAACGGCCGCAAAUUAUGGUCGGAAAUAAAAUCGAUAUUCCAGAAGCACUAAUCAAUUUAGAGUCCAUAAAAAAGAUGUAUCCAGACAUACCAAUUAUACCGAUCAGCGCGAAAAUGGGCACAAAUCUAAAUCACCUACUAACAAAUGUUCGGCGCGUCUACGAUAAAUAUAAUAAACAAGCUAGUGUUGUCGACUUUGAUGACGAUUAGAAUAAAAACUGUGUUGAAUUUUUAUAGAAUGAAUAUAUUGGCUUUUAAUCAUAAGAAAAAACAAUAAAUUGUGUAUUCAAACACUCUUUCACAAUCGUU
Messenger RNA from Contarinia nasturtii (swede midge), 1338 nucleotides. RefSeq names its product mitochondrial ribosome-associated GTPase 2. Gene Ontology annotation, molecular function: GTPase activity; magnesium ion binding; GTP binding. Gene Ontology annotation, cellular component: mitochondrion. The transcript has 6 exons. The record is from RefSeq and is a predicted model, not a curated record. NCBI's taxonomy places the organism in Eukaryota, Metazoa, Arthropoda, Insecta, Diptera, Cecidomyiidae. The coding region runs from base 58 to 1239 and encodes 393 amino acids.